Schistosoma rodhaini is the source of this 3207-nucleotide messenger RNA. The record is from the annotation of a GenBank genome assembly. NCBI's taxonomy places the organism in Eukaryota, Metazoa, Platyhelminthes, Trematoda, Strigeidida, Schistosomatidae.
CUGAAAAUGGCCGAAUGACCUACUUGGGGUAGCUUCCUAGGUCACAGGGACAUUUGGCGGCCUUUCAACAGAGUUUGCUGGACGAACAAGAAUUGUAAUGACAGUUGUAAAAUCAGACAGUUUGACUUCAGAAAAGUUGUCAAAAACGCCUGCUGGUGGCUCCUGGGGUGAAGUCAGUGCCCAGUAUUCGGAAGACUAUCAUGAUGAAGCAUUCGGUUGUUCAGAAUAUCUGUAUAAUACUCAGCUUAUUGAGGUUAGUAUUCUGGUGUACCUGGUCUAUCAAUAAAUAUUCGUAUGGAGUGUGGUUUAUUUGCACAAUCUAGUUGUAUGUGUGCCAAAACCUUAAUACCUUUUAAUCAUUGGCGUUAGUUAACUGGUAUUUAUCCUAGCUGAUAAUUUCAUAGUACCAGACUUAAUUGUCGGUCGUCUACUGUAUUUCUGGCACAGGAAUCUAACAUUGUUUGCGUGUUGGCACAUAUUCCAAAUUUCCAACCAAACCAUAUGCUAUAUUAAUUCCACAAUAAUAGUGGAAUAUCAAAAAGUUGUUUUAUAUAUGAGGGAAAGGGGAUAAACCAAUUUCCUUUUAACUACUACUUGAGAUAUUUCUAAUCUAGUUUAUCUUGUCUUCAGCGCUUUUCCAAACAAGCAACUAAACAUGGAUCUUUUGAAGGUAAUUUAACGUGAACUACAGACCUUCGCAUACAUAUCGUCAUGACCAGACUUACCUGUUCUGACUACUUCAUUGUAUUUGAUUUCUUGAAAUAUUCCUAGAUCGUUGAUGUUAGUUAUAACCUCAAAACAAAUACCAACAGUUUGCCGAAAUCCUUUGUUUCAUGUCGAGAGAUUUUAAAGUAAGACUUGAGAUUUUUAUUAAGUUAAUACAACCCUUAAUUCUAAGUUAGCGUAAUUUCUCUGUCCGAACUUUCCAAUUCGAGUUGCACGUUAGGUCUUUUUAGUGCUUUCUCACGUUCGCUAAAUUUAUUCAUUUGGAAAAUAUAAUGAAAACUAGCAUACGCUAAUAAUAGAAGGUGCAAGCUAUGGCAAAUAGAGCUGAAGAAGUUGCACGUCAUUUAUGGAUGAGUGGAUGGGAAGUGGUGAACUUUCAUAGAUUACCCGCAUGGUUGAAAGAUAACGAUAUGUUGCUACAUGGUCAUCGACCUCAGUUAAAUAAUGUAUGGGCUUGUUUAAAGUCGAUAUUCCGUAUUCAUACUGAAACUGGUAAUAUAUGGACACAUCUUAUAGGUUGUUUCAGCUUUGCCGUCAUAUUAGUCUUUGUACUUUCUCAGUCAAGCAGUUUAUUACAAUGGCAGGAUAAACUUGUUUACUCACUAUUCAUUGUUGGAGCAGUGUGCUGUCUAGGGUUCUCCUGUCUUUUUCAUACAAUAUCUUGUCACUCUGAGCAUGUGGCAAAAAUUAUGAACAAGCUGGAUUAUACUGGAAUAGCUGUCUUAACAAUAGGCUCCUUUAUGCCUUAUUUAUACUACUCAUUUUACUGUAUAUUUUGGGCUAAAGUGUUUUACAUGGCUUUAAUUGGAGUUUUGGGCACUGCUGCGAUUAUUAUUUCAAUGUCAUCGAAAUUCGCUACUCCUCCUUAUCGACCUUUAAGGGCGGGAGUUUUUAUAGCUCUUGGUCUUUCAGGUGUAAUCCCAUCUGUACACUGUAUCAUUUUAAAUGGAUUUUGGCAAUCAGUUCAUCAUCUUUCAUUUGGUUGGCUUGUUUUGAUGGGUGUACUUUAUAUCUCUGGUGCUUCCAUUUAUGCUGCACGUGUACCUGAACGAUGUUUCCGCGGACAUUUUGAUUUGUGGUUCCAAAGUCAUCAAAUUUUUCAUGUAUUCGUCAUUGCUGCAGCGUUUGUUCACUAUCAUGGAGUAGUUCAACUUUCUACCUAUAGAUUAUCAGAAGGUGACUGUCGUCCAUCAGAUGAGAUUCUUACCAAGGAAUUUUUCAGUAUACCCUCGUAUAUAUUGCACAUUAUUAAUAACCCUUGAGUAAAAGAAUACAAGUCAAGGUCGAAGCUUAACAAAAGCUAAUACAUAUCAGUCGAAUGGUAUAAAAAGGCAAUGUCGAGGAAAAUAACUCUUCAAAUACUUAAAUAAUAUACUUGUAAUAUUCCAAUGAGUAGAAAAAUUAGAUUUUCUGACGUUUUGUGACUUCAUGUAAGCCAAUUCUUCGGAAAAUAAAUAGUUUAUAACAAUCUACCCAAUGCUCAAUUUGAUCGAAAUUAUCUUCAAACAUUUGUUAUUUCAUAUUUUUUCUUACUGUUACUAUUAGUUGCUUUGUGUCUGAACAAACUAUUAUAAUGUGCAUACGUAUAUUACAAAUGACUAUUAGUGAAUUAAUAAGGUACUUGAUUAACUAACAAAAAUGUCUAAUUACCAUUAACCUGUUUUAUUUUUUUAUGACAUAUAGAGAUGUAAAAUAAAACAGAACAAUCUCUGCCUGGAUCAGUUAAUUUUCUUCAUCUCUGAUUUUAUAACUUCAGAUUUUGGAAUUGUAAGUUUUGUUUUCGUUUUUUUUUAAAAAACCUAUUUUAACUUAGUUGUUUUUUUGGGGGGAUUUAGUUCUUUAGUGAUAAAUUAAUAUAUCUGUGCUUAUUGUACUCAGGAUACUAUUUUUUUUGUAUAUCAGUACUUUAAUGUAAAUUCAAGAAGAAAAGAUGUGCAUUCAACUACCACAACUAUUUUUACUAACAAUUAAUUCAUAGAACGUUUUCUUGUUCUACAGCAAGGAACUUCGAUAAGCUUUUGUAUGAUUGAUUCUAGUCGUUAAGCAAUUUCCACAAGUCAUGUUAUUUACUGUUUACUAACCAUAAAUACGUAUAAAUUGCUCAGUCUUCUUUCAGUUUACGUCACUCAUAUUGCAUGGAACCUCGUAUUAUUUUGCGCGUUUUAUAAUCUAUUUUUUGUAUUUAUGUGUUCACUUUUUUCUCCUAGUUAAUGCCGCUGGCCAGUUUCUUAUCUGAAAUGUUAUAAAUUAUUGUGGUAUUACGAAACACAAUAAUCUUACAACAUUAUACAUAUGUUAGGACUGGAGAAAACCUCAGAUUAUAUUCAGUGUGAUAUCUGUUCAGUGCAAUAUUUUCUUGUAUCAGUUUGUCCCGACCGGUGCUGCUACCUUGAUGUGGUAGUCAGGCUUGCCUAUCGUGAUGAACCAAUCGACCUAUACUGGCUGGAACAAUUGUUCCUCAAAGUCCUACCAUACCAGACA